Papaver somniferum (opium poppy) is the source of this 788-nucleotide messenger RNA. RefSeq lists its product as uncharacterized. The coding region runs from base 226 to 465 and encodes 79 amino acids. The record is from RefSeq and is a predicted model, not a curated record. Lineage: Eukaryota; Viridiplantae; Streptophyta; Magnoliopsida; Ranunculales; Papaveraceae. The transcript is spliced from 3 exons.
AAACGAGAAUUAACCACAAGUAAAUGAGAGCCCUAAAAACUGUGUUAUUAUAUAGAGAUUAGAUUAUUAUUUCAUGAUUUUUCUUUUCCCCUUAUUCAGUCCUCGAUUGUCCUCAAAUGCAGCAGCCCAAGUAAUAGGUUUCUGAAAAAACAACACAGAUUGAGAGACAGACACAGACACUCGGUGAGACAAAUCAGAACACAGAAAGAGAGAUAAAAGAGAGAGAUGGGUGGAGCACAGUUGCUUAAGAGGAUUCCUCUUAUCAAAUUCCCUCAAAGACAUCCAAAACUUUCUGGUUCUGCAACAGAGACUCAAGCAGUACCGAAACCUGUUGAAGCUCCUCAGACACUGUUUUCUAUGUCUUCUACCAACUCCUCUGUUGGAGGGAAAGCUUCUGAGCAGCCAAAACGAACACCAAUUACGGACAAAGAGAUGGAAGCUAUUUUGUUGGGUGGGAUCUUCUGAUCAUUUUGUUCAGUUGGAUAGGAUCUUCUGAUCAUUUUGUUUGACGACAAGAGACAUGAACUGUAGGUAUGUUGGUCGUACAAUUCUCUCUUUGCUUCCAUAAUGAAGUUUUUUGUAUUACCAAAAAUAUUACUAUAAAAGAUGGAAUAUCUUGGAAUUUUAACAAUAAAAUGAAGAACCGAGAACUGAAAUGUUGAUCUCUGAUCUGAGUACAUGAUUUAACUACCUGCAUAUGGGUAUUAUUUUUGUAAGUUUAUUUUAUCAUUUAACGAAUACUUCUGUUAUCCUCCAACAAAUGGAAUAGAUGCUAUCUGUGUGUGUGA